Messenger RNA from Sander lucioperca (pikeperch), 1633 nucleotides. RefSeq names its product N-acetyltransferase 9 (GCN5-related, putative) (gene nat9). The transcript has 6 exons. The record is from RefSeq and is a predicted model, not a curated record. Gene Ontology annotation, molecular function: N-acetyltransferase activity. Gene Ontology annotation, biological process: protein acetylation. Lineage: Eukaryota; Metazoa; Chordata; Actinopteri; Perciformes; Percidae. Bases 158 to 790 code for a protein of 210 amino acids.
GGCGCCCACUGCCUGUGUAUCAGUGAGCGCAGCCGCAGUUUGAACCACCGAGAGACAAAGCGGAAGUAGAGUUGAAAUCGAAAUGGACGUGAAGCUGAUUUAUUAUUAUUAUUAUUAUUAUUAGCCAUAUCGGUGGUUUGUGUCUGGUUUUAACACCAUGAAGAUAAAUGAGAACACUUUACUGGAGGGACACAACGCCGUGUUGGUUCCAUACAAUGCAGAGCACGUGCCCAGGUAUCAUGAGUGGAUGAAGUCUCCUGAGCUGCAGCAGCUGACUGCUUCAGAGCCACUGACCCUGGAACAGGAGUACGACAUGCAGAAGAGCUGGAGGGAAGAUGAUGACAAGUGCACGUUCAUCAUCUUGGACAAGCAGCGGUGGGCGGACACCAGUGUAGAAGAGGAGCAAUGUAUGGUGGGAGAUGUCAACAUCUUCCUGACUGACCCCACAGACCCAUCCCUGGCUGAGUUGGAGGUCAUGAUAGCAGAGCCCAGUCACAGAGGCAAGGGCAUCGGGAAAGAGGUGACACGCAUGAUGAUGAGCUACGGAGUCACCAAACUCGGGGUCAAAAAGUUUGAAGUGAAAAUUGGGCUGGACAACCAGGUCAGCGUCGCCAUGUUCAAGAAACUCCACUUCCAGGAGGUGUCUGUGUGUAAGGUGUUCAAAGAGGUGACCCUCGAGAUGAUGGUGGACGAGCCCGUCCGGGCGAGGCUGCUGGAUGACACCGCCGACAUGAAGGAGAGAGACUACAGACAGACCUGCAGCAACAGACAGGAACUGGUGUCACAGUGAAGGGCUGAGCUGCACUCACACGUCCGAAAGACUUCCAGCAGUGAGAUCAUUCUGCACACAGAGGAGGGGGAAGCUGAGCGGAAAUCUAGCGUGUGCUUUUACCUUUUUAGACAUUUACCCACAUCUGGAGAGGUGGGAAGUACAGUACAUUUAUUCAAGUAAAGUUUUGAGGUACUGGUUCUUCAUGUCAGUAUUUUAAUUUUGGGAUAUAUUCUACUUUCCCACCACUACAUUUCAGAAGGAAAUAUUUUACUUUUCACGUUAAUAUAUUUAUCUGACAGCUGGAGUUACACUCUAUGGUCAAAAGUAUGUUAAACCAUGUCAAACCGUGGCUGUCAAUCUGCUGCUAUAACAGCCACGCUUCUGGGAAAGCUUCCCACAAAACUUAUCAUUCAGCCACAAAAGCAUUAAUGAGGGUGGGAAUUGAUGUUGGGUGAUAGAGCCUGUUCAUCCCAAAGGCGUUGGAUGGGAUUACAGUCAGGGCUCGUGUUUAGACCAGUCAAUUUUUUUUUUUUUUUUAUGGGCCUGACUAUGUGUAUAUGGGCAUUAUCAUGUUGAAACAGGAAAGACUGUUCCUCUAAAGUUGAAAGCACACUAUUAUCUGAAAUAUUAUUGUAUAGUGUAGCAUUUAGAUUCCCCUUCAUUAAACUAAAGGGCCUAACCCAAACUAUAAAACAACCCCUGUCUACUGUUGGCUAUAUAGUGUAUAUUACAGAUUCAGAUUUUACCUUCAACAUGAGAUGAAUGUCUGUCUCAUAUUUUAAAUCUUGUAUCUCCAUUUUUGAAAGUGUUCAGGAACCCUGAAAAAAGCCUUUCUUUCUUACUUUCUUUUUUGUCUCUCUU